Benincasa hispida (wax gourd) is the source of this 6237-nucleotide messenger RNA. The record is from RefSeq and is a predicted model, not a curated record. Lineage: Eukaryota; Viridiplantae; Streptophyta; Magnoliopsida; Cucurbitales; Cucurbitaceae.
ACUCCAGUUUGUUUCAUCCCAUUCUUCUGAUGUCGAGCCCUCACCAUUUUUAUAUUAGACGAAGUCUUGAUUCAUUCGCCAGUUUCUUCCGCCAUUCUUGUCAAUCCAAAAAUCUUAAAGCCAUUAAGAGGAUUCACGCCCAUUUGCUUAGAACCCGCUUCCAAUUUUUCUCCCCGAAUCUUCACUCUAAGCUUAUACUAUCCUACUCCCAAAUCAACCCCAAUUUUGAUGCGCAAAGCUUAAACAGCAUCUUCAAAUGCAUCAUCCCCAGAAGAUCUUUAAACUUCAACGUAAUAAUUUCUGACUUUUCUCGACAUGGGUUUCCAGAUUUUGCGUUAAUGGCGUUCUCUUUCAUGCAUUCUAAUGGGGUUCCUAUUGACACGUAUGCCCUCUGCAGCUCUUUGACUUCUUGUUCUCUUGUUCAGAAUGGGGUGUAUGGAAAACAGAUUCACGCAUUCGUGGGGAAAUCAGGUUGGUUAUGUAGUGUUUUUGUGGGGAGUGCGAUUGUUGAUAUGUAUGCAAAAAAUUCGUUGAUUAAUGAUGCAGUUGAAGUGUUUGAUGAAAUUCCUAUGAAGAAUACUGUGUGCGCAAAUGCACUGCUGGCUGGGUACGGCGAGGCUAGGAUGUGGGUUGAAGGACUUGAAUUGCUACGGGAGAUGCAGGCUCUGGAUUUGAAGUAUGACCAGUUCACUCUGUCUGCUUCUUUACGUGCAUGCGCUGGUUUAUCUGCAAUUGCACUGGGUAAGCAAGUGCAUGCUUAUCUACUGCGAACGGUUUAUGAUAUUACAUGUGAUGUUCAUCUGCAAAGUACAUUAAUUGAAAUGUAUGGGAAAAGUGGCAUGGUGGAAAAAGCAUGGAAUGUAUUCAAUUUCGCAGGACUUAGACAAAAAGAAGAUGGGAAAAGGGAUAUCAUAAUGUGGACUUCUAUGCUUAGUGUUUAUGGUAGAAACGGGUGUUACAAAAGAGUAAUUGAACUGUACAACCAGAUGUUGAUGGAAGGGAACAAACCAGAUAGAGUGGCUUUUGUGACGGUCAUUUCAGCUUGUGGUCAUACUGGUGAGGUGAAUCUUGGAGUCAAGUAUUUUGACUCCAUGCAGAGUGAUUUUGGGUUGGAACCUGGUCAAGAGCACUACAGUUGUUUGGUUGACUUGCUCUGUAGAGCUGGGGAAUUGGAAAAAGCAUGGAAGCUCGUAAAUGAUAUCAAAAGUUGGGAUUACAAUGUUUCCUUGUGGGGAGCUUUACUCCGUGCUUGUUUGGAACAGGGAAAUAUUAAGUUGGGUAAUUUGGCAGCUCAUAGGGCACUUGAAUUGGAUCCUCAGAAUGCUGGGAUAUUUGUUAUGCUAUCAAAUCUGUAUGCUGGUUUUGGAUUGUGGAAUGAGAUAGAGCGUUUAAGGGAAUUUGUGAGAAAGGAAGGGCUGUAUAAAGAUGUUGGAUGUAGCUGGAUAGAGAUCACAAGUUGAGAAUUACUCAAAUAACCUUAUGUAAUAGUUAAACUGCUCAAGUUGACCUUGAUUUACGAGGAAAUGGUUUAUUGUGAGGUGCUAUGAUGAUUGUUUCAUUGAGCCUAAGAGAGUAGCUAGCUUGUAUCAUAGUUAUCCAGCAUUACUACCCCAUUGUUAUGCUAAAUGACAUAAAGGCAGUUCUGAACUUUAGUGAGCAAAAUAAGAGGGUGAAAAUAGUUCUCAGAUUAUCCAUGAGGUCUAAGGAUUGCCCUCUACUUAGUUCAGUACUGUAUACCUCUCCCCACCGCUUACAUCAUCUCCUUUAUCUUUUUUAUAACUACCUUACUCGAGGUGUCCUCUUCUCUAAUUUACAAAGAUCCCUUGCCGGUCAUGUUAACUGACAAGUCAAACACAUUCCCUCCCUUCUCCCUCCUAAAAUUAGAAGAUGGUGUGAAAACAACAAAAGAUCAGUGCCAACAAAGAUUAUAUCCCAGGCCAGGUACAGGUACUCGUGAAUUUCUUUUCAGAUAAUUUUUACAGCUUGCAGCACUUGACACUAGGACAUAUUGGAUUUUUCCCUUUCAUUAAUAGUAGGUGUAUUUUUCCACGUUGAGAUCCUAUUGACAUGCACUCCUAACAAAUGUUUGUACCGAUUCAUUUGGACUGAGCAAAUGCCUGGUCCCUUCAGUCUAAUUCCCUUCUCAUCCAUUAGUAUCACUGCCAAAACCUUUCUGCGUCGAGCUGAAUUGCUCAUUGCAUCUAGAUGAUGUCUGCUUGAAAGAGCUUCACAUCAUUGUUGACAUUUUCCUUUGAACCAACAUUUGAAUCAUGCAUUUAUUUUUAGUUUCUCACUUGAUGCUCUUCUCGAUGUGGUAUGGUUUGUCUUCGAGGAAUAUGUAUUAACUCAUUUACUUCUUUAUAUUUUUUGCACCAUCGAUCAGACUCAAUUUCUCUCAGUUUUUUUCUGCUGACAGAGAGGAUAACACGAUGCAACUUGUCAUUGAAUAUAUUUUUCAUUUAAUGUUCUCUAUUCCACUAGUUCUCCAAAUGGCUGAAUAAAUCCGAUCGGCAAACUUUAAGUUCCACAUUCUGUAAUUGUUUAAUCUUUAGUUUCACUAGGAUUACAUUACAUGAUGUGAUGAGUAAUGCUUCUGACGUUCUAAAAGCUUUUUGAUCUAAUUUCUGAGAUGGCCUCCUCGUCAAAGCUAUGCUUUAUAAAUUCAAAUUGCUUUGCACAUUCUCAGCCUUAACGGGGGACUUCCCGUCCAAUGUCCCCAAGUUUCACUUCACAGAUGAAAGAAAGUAUUGGUCUAUUCGUUUUCCAUGGUGGUUUGAUGAGCCUGUUAACCAUUCACAUGUAAGUAAGGUUAAAGAAAUCGAGUGCUGAGGUACUAUUUUCGACUUGAUAGGUUUUGGGUUUCUCAUAGGUUAGGAAACCAUGGGAGAGAGACAUAAUUAUGUCCAGGCAUAGCGCCGUUAUUUCCUGCCUUGCCCAUCUUUCUCCUGAGACACUCGGCACUCUCUAUCCAGAGGAUGAUAGGCAUGCACAUAGACACAUAUUGGCAACAAAAUUUUAAGAAAUCAAUACAUGAAAUGAGAUGUCAAUGUUGACAGUUUUCAAGUUGUUUUGGCAGGACGUAUGUAUAAGUUGACAAGCCUGUGGUUAGUUUUUUUUUUUUCUUUUUUUUUGUUUAAAUAAAAGCCAAUGGUUACUUGGCAUUUAUAAUCAGAAAACACGAGUAUCCGCAUGCAUCUCAUGGAGAAACCAUGUGAGAAGCCAUCUAACCCCAUUGAGUGGAAAAUUGAAUUCAAAAUGCUCAACGUGUUGCAAUAUACAAGAACUUAAUUGUGCGUUAUUAAGGAAUAGUGAGUCACUUAACAAUCUAAUAGCGUCAAAGUAAUAGAGAAUUAUUGAAAUUGAGAUUGCUAGAACUAGAUUUCCAUUUGUCACUGGAAUUGGAUAAGAUUGGACAUCUUCUGUCUCUCACUCCUGAGUCCUCACAAGUGAUUCCUUCCUAAUGUUUCAGUGAAAUUUCUUGGGAUAUCAUCUUCAAGGUUAUGAAAAGGGUGAAAAUUUUCUAUUAGUAACAUGACUUUCUGUCAUGUGAAAUAAAGAAAGUAAGAAACAACGAGAAUACAUGACCUUCAAUUGUUGGUACUUUAAGUGUCCAUCUGUGUUAAGAAUUGAAAACCCUUUUAUAGAGCUUCAUUAAGAUUAUUUCCUACAGACUAGGAGCAACAUUAACCAUUAUGUUUCAUCAUUUAUUUAUUUAUGGUUUGAAAUCUUGCCGUACUUCCAAAUGAGCUGCCACGCUUUUCAAAUGUAGUGUAUCUUCGCAUGACCUUUGAGGUGUUAUUCUAAACUAAGUUGAGGAUGAAACCACGACUCACCUCCGACUCCCAGGUCGAUAACGAAUUGACGGCGAUCGUCCCUACGUUUCCGUUAGUUUAGCUAGUGUUUCAUGGAAUCACUUGGUGGUUAAAGCGUUGUUUGCACUAGGACGUUUGUGAUUGGCAUCUUGAUCUUAACUCUCUACCUUCCAUUGUAAAGGCAAGGACCACCCUGUUGUUAUUUCUGUGUUGCUUUCAUGGGUGUGAGUUGCUUGAUCUGGUGGACAAGAAACUCUAGGCUACCUUGUGGGUUCUAUAUGCUCUCAAAUGCUAUCUGCAAAUCGGUAGAUAAUGCAGCACUAGGAUGUCUUUCGUGUUAAUAGACUUUUUUGUCCUCCAAUUACAAAUUACUGGUGCAGCAAUAUUUAGUCCUUUUCCUUUAGGAUAGAGCUCCUUUCUAAAGAAUUUUGAUUUCUCCAGUUUACUCAUUUAGCAUUAAAGUUGGAGCUUACAUAGCUGGCUUUAGGAUGUUUGACUUUUUCACUUCUAGUUUUUUUUAGCCUUUUGGCUAUAUUAUAUACUUUUGUAGUUGAAGAUUCUCUAGCCUUUCCUUUUAAGAUUUUGACAUUUGGCUUUGUUAUAUAAACUUAUACUUUUUAGAGGCCCCUUUAUAUAUGUAUAUGAUUUAGUUCUUUUUCUAUUCCUUACCCAGCCAAGAUUAAAGGAUAGUGUCAUAAAUUGGGUUUUGAUCUUUCUUGUUUGGCUUGAACAAAGUUAGAAUCUUUUCCAUUCCUAAAUUUGGUGACUUUUUAUGAUCAUCAGAAAGAAGUGCUUUAGGUUCCCAGUGCAAUGUUAUUUUGAAUGAAAUUUUCAUGCUGCUGCUUCAUAGUCAGUUUUAAAUUAUUAGCCCUUUGCAAAAUUAUCAAGGCCAUAGACAACUCAAGCAUGGACUAGUAGUGUUCUGAAGGAAACUGACAUUUUCUAGGGAAAAUAAUGGAAGGUUGCAUCAUUCAUUCCAUCAUUCUAAUUCCAACAGUAUUAUGAAACUUAUCAAUUAAUCAAGCAGACAUGAAAUGUAAGCAUUGUUCAAUACAUUUAACUUGCAAAUAGAAACUUUAAUAGGGUACCUUUUGUUUGCUUGUCCAAAGUCCUAACUGCUAAGGUGGCUUUUCGUCGGCCAGAUUUAAAAGUAACGUUUGAAUGUUAUAAUAGAGUAUUUGUCUUAACCCUGCUUCUGUGAAGUGAUAUUAUUUUCAACUCAGUCAUUGCUAUGCGUUCUUCUUUCUGAAACAUACAGGCAUUGCAUAUUAUUUUUUUUUUUUCCAGAACAAAGUUCUUAGGAUGUUUCAGAAUACACAUGAUCAUUCACAAACCUUUCUCCAGUACAUGACAUUUAAUGGGGAUGGGACCCUACGGGCCCUGCUUUUGGUUUGGACCUGCAUGUGCAGUCAUGUUCAUUGUGACAUGAUUUUGUAUCAAUCUCGCCCUUGUUUCUCACAUUUGCUUACGAGGUAAAGCGUAAUCCUAUCCUCAAGUUUUAUAUUUGUUCCAUCAAUGUCUAAAUGGGUCCAAUUGUUCAAUUCCCAUCCCAAUCAAUCGUUCUUUCAUUAUGUAUAUCCUUCUAAUCCAGGUUUCUUAUACUCUAGACCCCCAUUAUCCUUGGUUAAUUUUUCAACUAACUCAACUGUAUACAUAUUGUGGUUUGAAUAUUGAGUUGCCGCAGAUCACAACUAAACUCCCAACCAGAAAACUAAGGCGGCGGCCUGCUGCUGGCUACAUUUUCAGCACACCUACAAAACCGGUCAUCUUUACGACAACAUCUCACAUGGGGUUUAGCUCUGCUAGCCAGAUUGCCAGAGUCGAAAUGUUUGUUUCUGUGUUUGGGCAUUGCAUACCGCAGCUGGCAUGCAAUAUUGUAAGUAUAGGUUAAAAAUGAGGUUAGAAGUAGCAAAGCAGGGGUGAAGGCAAUGAAGGGGAAUAUGGUUACAGUUAUGGUAAAGUAAAAGUGGCAGUUUUGAAGUAGUUGGGGUUGAUCUGCCUUACUAUGUUGUCUUCUUCAUAAGAAGACUUGGGGACAAGAGUAACAUGGCCUUCCAUGUGCCAAACACAAGGAAUGGUCUCAAUCAAACUCUCAAAAGAAUAUCCCUUUUACCCCAUUGGACCCUUUUGCCUUUGCCUUUCACUCUCUCUGUGCCUGUGAUUUUUUUUUUUUUUUUUUUCUGUUUUUUCCACCAUUCAAAUCUUUUUCAUGUAACAUGGAGGAGUCCCUUUUAGGACAGUGACCCAAUUUUUCUUUUCAUCUCAUUUCUAUUACCCUUCGGUUAUUUUUCUAGUUUAACAUGGUAUUAGAACAAAAUAGUGUAGAAGGUUUAUCAGGUUUCUCGAAUUUUGGUUUAAGAUAAUAGUUCGUACAUUGGAUACCGUGAAUGAAAUCAAUAUAUGAGCCACCAUGUUUAAUGGAGCU